UCCCCUCCAGAGCCCUAGGCGUCCCCCGCACCGUCUCCGAGGGACGUCCAGAAGUUAGCCCCAGCCGGCUUGGAAGCUCCAGUCUCUGCAAAAAUGGCUGGUGAUUCUAGGAAUGCCAUGAACCAGGACAUGGAGAUUGGAGUCACUCCCCGAGACCUCAAGAAGAUUCCCAAACAGGCACGGGACUACAUCCCCAUUGCCACAGAUCGCACUCGAUUGCUGGCAGAAGGCAAGAAGCCCCGCCAACGUUACAUGGAGAAGAGUGGAAAGUGCAACGUGCACCAUGGCAAUGUUCAGGAAACCUACCGCUACCUGAGCGACCUCUUCACCACACUGGUGGACCUCAAGUGGCGCUUCAACCUGCUGGUCUUCACCAUGGUCUACACUAUCACGUGGCUAUUCUUUGGCUUCAUUUGGUGGCUCAUUGCUUACAUCCGAGGUGAUCUGGACCAUGUGGGUGACCAAGAGUGGAUUCCUUGUGUUGAGAAUCUCAGUGGUUUUGUGUCUGCUUUCCUGUUCUCCAUUGAGACCGAAACAACCAUCGGAUAUGGCUUCCGGGUCAUCACAGAGAAGUGCCCAGAAGGGAUCAUACUCCUCUUGGUACAGGCCAUCCUGGGCUCCAUCGUCAAUGCCUUCAUGGUGGGCUGCAUGUUUGUCAAGAUCAGCCAGCCAAAGAAGAGAGCAGAGACCCUCAUGUUUUCCAACAACGCUGUCAUCUCCAUGCGGGAUGAGAAGCUGUGCCUCAUGUUCCGGGUGGGUGACCUCCGCAACUCCCACAUCGUGGAGGCCUCCAUCCGUGCCAAGCUCAUUAAGUCCCGGCAGACCAAAGAAGGGGAGUUCAUCCCUCUGAACCAGACCGACAUAAACGUGGGCUUUGAUACUGGCGAUGACCGUCUCUUCCUAGUAUCUCCACUCAUCAUCUCCCACGAGAUUAACGAGAAGAGCCCUUUCUGGGAGAUGUCUCGUGCUCAGCUGGAUCAGGAAGAGUUUGAAGUUGUGGUCAUUCUAGAAGGGAUGGUGGAAGCAACAGGCAUGACUUGCCAAGCACGAAGCUCUUACAUGGAUACAGAGGUUCUCUGGGGCCACCGAUUCACACCAGUCCUCACCUUGGAAAAGGGCUUCUAUGAGGUGGACUACAACACUUUCCAUGAUACCUAUGAGACCAACACACCUAGCUGCUGUGCCAAGGAGCUGGCAGAAAUGAAGCGGGAUGGUCGGCUCUUCCAGUACCUUCCCAGCCCUCCCUUACUGGGAGGUUGUGCUGGGAAGGACGUUGAGACUGAGCAGGAAGAAGAGGAUGAACCCAAUGGACUGAGUAUGUCCCAGGAGAUCAAGGGCUCAAUGUAAGGACUAUGUUCUAAAUAAAGCCUCCUUUCCCCAGCUUC
Molecule: messenger RNA, 1385 nt
Organism: Nannospalax galili (Upper Galilee mountains blind mole rat)
Lineage: Eukaryota; Metazoa; Chordata; Mammalia; Rodentia; Spalacidae
Gene: Kcnj5
Product: potassium voltage-gated channel subfamily J member 5
Exons: 3
Coding region: 94-1347 (417 amino acids)
Biological process (GO): potassium ion import across plasma membrane; regulation of monoatomic ion transmembrane transport
Cellular component (GO): plasma membrane
Molecular function (GO): G-protein activated inward rectifier potassium channel activity
Source: RefSeq, a predicted model, not a curated record